Toxoplasma gondii ME49 is the source of this 707-nucleotide messenger RNA. Its product is annotated as Pb-fam-5 protein. Bases 1 to 483 code for a protein of 160 amino acids. NCBI's taxonomy places the organism in Eukaryota, Apicomplexa, Conoidasida, Eucoccidiorida, Sarcocystidae. The transcript is spliced from 3 exons. The record is from RefSeq and is a predicted model, not a curated record.
AUGGUCGAAUCCAAGGAAACUGGAAUCUGUCGGGCUCCAGAAACAUACGACGGCCCCUGUGACCCCCGAACGAGCUUCAAACGCUACAACCGGGAUAUGAAAAAUGCAUGGGAACAAGCGUGCAAGGCUUACUUCCCAGUCUAUGCCCUCACAGCGGCACCUAAGCUUGAAACCCUUUUGGAUUACAUUGCCAGGGCCGGUCCGUUAAACGGGACAGGUCCCAUUGGAUCUUCCGGCACAAAAUAUUCAGGGGAUGUCCUUGAAGCAAAUGGUACUAUUUACCUUCCCUCAAGAGACAACCAGGCACCCUACUCUGCUAAGGCCCGACCAAAAACCCCGGACAUGUCCGCGAGAGAGGCUGAGCUUACUGAGAAGUACAUCAUGAAGCUGAGGGAACUCACAGAACAAACAACCGAUUCACAGCUCCGAAUGGCUAUAGAGGAUACCAUUUCGGAACUGGCUGCGCAAGGCAGCUCCGUCUAAAAUUCCCGCUCACGUGAACAUACACAGUGUCGCCGUAAAAUCGUCACCAUUCUACGGGGGACAAGAGAGACCGACGACACAGGAAAUGGAGACUACUAACGAAGGGGAACUUAAUGGAGGUCGUGUUCCUGAGCCGGUUUGCGUGGUCAGAAGUUGUUGACGCGGCUGUUGUGGCUUUCUUGUCGCGUGAACACUCGUGGGGAAACAUGCCCUGCUACACACUA